Molecule: messenger RNA, 739 nt
Organism: Hevea brasiliensis (rubber tree)
Lineage: Eukaryota; Viridiplantae; Streptophyta; Magnoliopsida; Malpighiales; Euphorbiaceae
Exons: 3
Coding region: 176-535 (119 amino acids)
Biological process (GO): microtubule-based process
Cellular component (GO): dynein complex
Molecular function (GO): dynein light intermediate chain binding; dynein intermediate chain binding
Source: RefSeq, a predicted model, not a curated record
GCUUGACCAGAACAGCCCAAAAGACCAGUGGAAGUUAAAAUCAUCCAAGAAUAAAAAAACACUUUCUCACAGGGUGUGUGGGACAGAAACUGUUCUCUUAUUUCUUCCACUUCAGCUAAUCAGAGCUCAAUAGCUUCAUCUCAAAGGAAAAUAAGCAACCAAACCAACAAAAAUCAUGAGCACUGAAGAACCCAAGAGGAGCAUCACCGGAGGUCUGGUGGGUAAACCCAUCUCAGAUGAUCGGAAAGUCUCUCCGGAUACAGCUCCCAUCCCCAAGAAAAUCAUCAUCAAGAACGCAGACAUGAAAGACGAUAUGCAGAAAGAGGCUGUUGAUAUUGCCAUCGCCGCGUUCGAGAAGCUCAAAGUAGAGAAGGAUGUAGCUGAGCACAUAAAGAAGGAGUUCGAUAGAAGGCAUGGACCCACUUGGCAUUGCAUCGUUGGUCGGAAUUUUGGCUCAUACGUGACUCAUGAGACAAACCACUUUGUUUAUUUCUAUUUGGACCAGAAAGCAGUUCUGUUAUUCAAAUCUGGGUGACGAGGACGGAGAUCUCCAUCAAGAAGAUGGGGACAGUGGUGAUCAUUAUGCUAUGUAGUUAUUGGCUGCUGUAUGUAUUUAACCAAAUCCACUGGCAUGCAAAAAACUCUAGCCAGAGAUUACUGUGCCCAAUUUGUAUGUUUAAUUUCACUUGAAAUGGUUUUGAACUUUGGAUUGAAAUGUGGCCUUUCCUCGGUUGCUUUA